Molecule: messenger RNA, 3401 nt
Organism: Eurytemora carolleeae
Lineage: Eukaryota; Metazoa; Arthropoda; Copepoda; Calanoida; Temoridae
Product: myotubularin-related protein 4
Exons: 24
Coding region: 535-3243 (902 amino acids)
Biological process (GO): dephosphorylation; regulation of autophagy
Molecular function (GO): phosphatidylinositol-3,5-bisphosphate 3-phosphatase activity; metal ion binding; protein phosphatase binding
Source: RefSeq, a predicted model, not a curated record
UUGGCGUGAUUAGUAAAUCUGUAAAUUCGACUAGUUCGUCGAAUAUUUAAUCGUCCAGUGCAAGACGUUUUCCAAGAUGAAGAAACUAAUUCGGAACUGAGUGUAAUAGAGAUAAGCAAAGUUUUAGCGGAACGUUAAUUUAUCUGUGACAACGGAAAGUUAAGCUAUCUUUGACAACGGAAAGUUAAGCUAUCUGUGACAACGGAAAGUUAAUACAACUGUUACAGCGGAGCGUUAAUACAUAUGUUACAGCGGAUAGUUAAGCUAUCUGUAACAGCGGAAAAUUAAUAUAUCUGUUACAGCGGAAAGUUAAGACAUCGGUAACAGCGGAAAGUUAAGACAUCUGUUACAGCGGAAAGUUAAACGACCAGUUUGCAAAAAAAAAUGUUGGCAUGACGCAACAGCAGAUGUGAAGUUCUUCAACAGCGAAGUUUGAAACAUCCUGGACUAUAUAAAUCUGUCAACCCACCCGACAGCAUUCAAGUGAAGCAGACAACUGCCAGCUGUAUCAACUGUUAGCUGUUAUUUUGAAUAAUGUUCACAAUGGUUCAGGCUGCUGAAGCGUUCCCAAUACGGGAACCUAUAAAGGAACGCGAGGAUCUGGUUCCUCUUUAUCCUCCCCUACCAGGAGAAUCUAUUCUCUACUUAGGUGAGACGAGGAAGGGAUGUAUAUCUCUGUCCAACUACCGUCUAUAUGUAACCGUUCCUCCAGGCUUUAUUAAUAUUCCUCUAGGACUAAUUGAUCAGAUUGAAGUCCGAGAUAUGUUUUUUCUUCAGUUAUACUGCAAAGAUGGUAGAUACUACAGGAUUCAGUUCGGCAGCUCAGGGUCCUGCGAGGAAUGGACGAAACGGCUGUUGGACGAAAUGUCGCCGCCGGUCAAAAUCGAGGACAUAUUCGCCUUCGGCCACCUGGCGUGGAGCUUGGAGGGGGGUGUGGAGGAGGGGGAGGGGGCUGGGGAGGAGACAUCUUGGUUUAGAGCUGAACUAGCCAGACUUAGGUUUGAUCUUCAAGGUGCCUGGCGAGUGAGUAUGGUGAAUCAGGAGCAUAAACUUUGUCCAACAUACCCUCAGGAACUACUGCUCCCCGCAUGUAUAUCUGACGCUAUGUUGGAGAAAGUUGGACAGUUCCGUUCCUCCCGCCGUAUUCCGGCGGUAGUCUGGCGGAACUCUGCUAACGGAGCUGUACUGGCCCGCUGUAGCCAACCAGAGGUUGGAUGGCUUGGCUGGCGCUCAUCCGAAGACGAAGAACUGGUCCGCGCUAUUGCUGAUGCAUCUGCGUACGAUAGCGGACGCCAACGUACCCUCUCCGAAUCCAGUUCCAAUUGGGACGCAUCCAGUGCGUCAAGUUUAUCCCUACAAAACGGUGAAAUACCGUCCUUAAAGGAUCUCUCCGCCGAAGUGGCGGGGCGGAGUGAUGUUAAGAAAGUUCUAAUUAUGGAUGCACGUUCCUACGCCGCGGCAGUUGGUAAUAGAGCUCGUGGCGGAGGGGUGGAGUGCCAGGAGUAUUAUAAUAACGCUGAGAUCCUGUUCAUGAACCUGGCAAACAUUCAUAGCAUCAGAAAAAGUUUUGUCGCGCUAAGAGUACUUUGCCAUUCAUCUUCAGAUCAGACUUCAUGGUUUCAGGGUAUUGAUGCUACAAAAUGGCUUCACCAUAUUUCUGGACUACUAAAAGCUGCUGUUAGAUGUGCUACUGCCUUGCAGGUUGAAGGGAGAUCUGUAAUAGUUCACUGCUCUGAUGGGUGGGAUAGAACACCACAGAUAGCUUCACUAGCUCAGCUAAUCCUAGAUCCUUACUAUAGGACUAUGGAAGGGUUCCAGGUGCUAGUAGAGAAGGAAUGGUUAGAUUUUGGACAUAAAAUGGCGGACAGAUGUGGUCAGGGUUUGGGUACUUCAGAUCCUAACGAGCGGUCUCCCAUCUUCCUUCAGUGGUUGGAUUGUGUACACCAGCUGUUACUCCAGUUUCCGGUCAGUUUCCAGUUCAAUCUAACCUUCCUCUUCAAAAUAGUUCAGCACACAUACUCAAAUAUUGUAGGAACGUUCCUGGCCAAUUCUUUGAAUGAAAGAAGACGACUUAAGAUUAGAGAAAGAACGCGGUCCAUCUGGUCGUUCCUUAGAUCACAUCCAAUUCAGUUCAGAAAUUUUCUAUUUGUCCGAAAGGAUGAAGUCCUGUGGCCCAAAUGUGAGGUGAGAGAUUUAUUAGUUUGGACAGAUCUUUAUAUCGGGGAGGGAUGUGGAGAGGGAGGAACAACAACCCUCCCUCCCUCGCCAGAUUGUAGUUCUACCAUCCCACCCUCUUUAAACAAGGAGAGGAGUAGAGAGAGCAGUGGAGAUUCUUCGGAUAAUAGGGAGGACUGGGAGAACGGUGAGGGUAGAGAAGGUGGGGGAGGAGGAGAAGAAGAAGAGGGACGGGUUGGAGAGGAAGGAAGGAAUGGUCAUCAUCCUCCUCCUCCUCCCCCUCCUCCAUAUCCGCAUAAACUUGACAGGAAAUCUCACAUAGAGAGUUCGACUGAUACCCUAGUGGGGGAGCCCCUUCCCUCCCCACCAGUCUUCAAUACAUCCCUAGACUCGGACGGUCUAGCUGUUGCACAAGAUGAGGUUCAGAAGCGUAUGGUUGUGAUAUUCUCUCAGCACCAAGUAGAAUUAUCCUCUCUGAAGCGGGAUCUAUACAUGUCAAGAAUGGCGUUAACACAAGCUGGACUUGUUCCAGUUCAACCUUCUACGGAUGAAUUACAGGAUAGCAGAUCUGGAGUAGAGUCUGCUACCAGUGAAGUAAGCUGGGAAGCUAUUGAUGAGGGGGAAACUAGGCCUACACUAUGGGUUCCUGAUCACGCGGCCAGUGCUUGUAUGGGCUGCAGUACACAGUUCUGGUUUGGUAGACGUAAACACCAUUGUAGAUCCUGCGGAAGAUUAUUUUGCUCUGAGUGUUCUGAGCAGAGUGUUCCUAUUCCUGCCGAGCAGCUGUACCAGCCAGUCCGGGUCUGCGAUACAUGUUAUGACGAGCUCACAGCUGAUCGACAAACUUGGAGCAAGGAGAAAAUCCUCGAAUUUGAAAUAGCACGGGAAAAUUCAGAAAAAGCCCGCGAAAACGCGGUUAAAGCCCGGGAAGCGGUUGACAAACCUAUUGUUGUUGAACGGCGGGGUGAGAAUGGGAUUGAUACCGUGGGAAAGAAGGGAAAUGUUCCCGAACUCUGUGAUAAACUUUGCAGCUCCGAGCUGGCUGAACCCGCCUUAGAGGAAUCCUAGCUCCCUGCAGACCAUUGUGCCGAUAAGACAAUAACUAUUCAGGUUUGACAUGAUAGUGACCAUAUGCCCAGCGGGCAGGGCCUGUAAUAAUUAAUGAAUUUAUGAAACUAGUCGAACAGUGUUGAGAUUUAUAUUAUAUAUAUUGGGAGGGGGGGGGG